Molecule: messenger RNA, 1332 nt
Organism: Penicillium angulare
Lineage: Eukaryota; Fungi; Ascomycota; Eurotiomycetes; Eurotiales; Aspergillaceae
Product: FAD-dependent oxidoreductase
Exons: 2
Coding region: 1-1332 (443 amino acids)
Molecular function (GO): FAD binding
Source: RefSeq, a predicted model, not a curated record
AUGGCUCCAGCAGGAUUCAAAGUGAUUGUUGCCGGCGGUGGUCCUGUAGGUCUCACUGCUGCCAUCUCUCUAAGCAAAGCAAACAUCGACUUCAUUGUUCUCGAGAGGAAUGCUAGCGCAGUCAUCGAUGCGGGCUCCAAUCUCGUUCUCUCCCCCAUGAGUCUGCGCGCAUUAUACCAAUGUGGCCUUGAAGAAGAUCUCAAGCGCGUUACCAGCCCUCUCGGUGAUCUUACCCGUACAGAUCAUUCGGGUCACGAUAUUGGAAAACUUGACAUCUUCAACCACAUAAAGCAUAACCAUGGUGAAUCUCUCCGUGUUGUGAGCCGUCAUGAUCUCACACAUGUGCUCUACAGUAACCUACCAGUGGAUGCUCAGAGCAAGAUCCUGACAAAUAAGAAGGUUUCGCGAGUUGAGACAAACGACACUGGUGUGAUAGUUGAGUGCGAUGACGGGACCUCAUACGAUGGCACUUUUGUCAUCGGUGCCGAUGGCGCUCAUAGUACUGUCCGUCAGCUUAUGAGGGAGAUCGCUGUCGCUUCUGGUUCCGACAAGAUCAAUGCAAAGCAGCCUUUCCUCACAACUUACAGAGGAUUGUGGGUGCGCUUCCCCAGGCUGCAUCUCGAACCUGGUGUCACCAAUGAAACCCAUGGUGUCGGUGCCUCCACCCAGCUAUUCUGUGGAGAACAGUCAACUGUCGUUAGUGUGUAUCUACCUUUGGAAAAGCCUACUCGUGAUCGCAUUCGACAUACCGCGGAGGACAAAGAAGCUAUUAUCAGCCAAUGGGGUCAUCUUCCACUCACUCCGGACGGCAAAGUCACUCUCAAAGAUGCUUAUGAGAUGCGGUUAGAAGCCGGCCUAGUCAGUCUAGAAGAGGGCGUAGUUGAAUACUGGAGCUUGGACGGAAAAGUCGUUUUAGUCGGUGACGCAGCUCACAAGUUCACCCCUAGUACUGGCAUGGGCUGCAACAUGGGUAUGGUUGAUGUUGUCGUUCUUGCUAAUGAGGUUCGCAAGGCUAUGCGUUCCUCUUCCCAUGUCUACCCAACACCUGCAGAGCUCGAGGUGGCUUUUGAGUCUUUUAAGAAUAUCCGCUAUGACGUGGUAGUAUCAGGCUGCAAGCAGUCUGGCACAGCUACUGCUGCUUCCACUUGGGCUAGUAGUAUCUCUCAGCUGGUGGACUGCCACAUUGCACCUUUCUCGUUCGUCCAGAAGUACUUUAUGGACCGCUCCGCUCAACAGGUUGCCCAGACACCAGUAUUUGACUAUAUUCCUUCUCAAGAGGUCAUGCACGGAGCAGUACCGUGGAACAAGAGCAUGCCUGAUUCGAAAGCUUGA